GUCUGAUGUCACGUGAGGGCCAGAUUCCGCCCUCCUAGCGCAGCCCCGGCCAUGUUAUUUCCCUCUCAAGCUCCCUCUCUUCCUCUCUGUCGCGGUGGCCGUAAGUGCUCCGGGCCGGCUAUCGGCUCUCCGCUUUCUUGACAGGUAUUUAAUUAUGAUUUACACUGAACAGUAAAGAUCUGGAGAUCAUAAAGGAUCUAUUGAAACAAUGGCAACAAAAUCAUCGCUCCUUAAAGUAAUCCUUUUAGGAGAUGGAGGAGUUGGAAAGAGUUCAAUUAUGAACAGAUAUGUUACUAACAAAUUUGAUGCCCAGUUAUUCCAUACAAUAGGUGUAGAAUUCUUAAAUAAAGAACUGGAAGUGGAUGGACACUUUGUCACAAUGCAGAUAUGGGACACUGCAGGCCAGGAACGAUUUAGGAGCUUGAGGACUCCCUUCUACAGAGGUUCUGACUGCUGCCUUCUCACUUUCAGUGUAGAUGAUUCUCAAAGCUUCCAAAAUCUGAACAACUGGAAAAAAGAAUUCAUUUACUAUGCAGAUGUGAAAGAGCCUGAAACAUUCCCUUUUGUGAUACUGGGUAAUAAAGUUGAUAUAACUGAGAGGCAAGUAUCUACAGAAGAAGCCCAGGUCUGGUGUAGAAACAGUGGCAACCAUCCUUACUUUGAAACGAGUGCAAAAGAUGCCACUAAUGUUGCAGCAGCUUUUGAGGAAGCCGUUCGAAGAGUUCUUGCUACUGAUGAUAGAUCAGAUCACUUGAUUCAAACAGAUACAAUAAAUCUUCACCGAAAGCCCAAACCUAGUUCAUCAUGCUGUUGACUAUUUAGCUUCCAUUUUUAACUGGGAAUAAUAGAACAUAUGAUUUAUUGAAUGGCACUCUAAUAUAUUAAACUGUAAUAUUUUACUGCUUUAUGUGCUGGCCAGAAGAUUCUCUUCAAUGUGACCUAUUAUUAAUUAAAUCGUAUCUGACAUUUGGGGAAGGUAUUAACUCAAGAAUUCAUCUAAUUUAAGUGUUUGAAUAAUAAAUUAUAUACUAAAACUUGAAAGUUCUAGAAGCACUACUUGGGGACUCAGACGAGGAAUAGAAAUUUUAUAUCUACAUGUAUAUUUUUGAGGUCACUAAUUCAUGUUUUGCUUCACUAAAACCUUUUUCAUAAAGCAAUAUUAGUAGAUAGUACAUUCUUAUUCACGAUUGCAUCUUUCAUGUUUUUUAAAAAGAUCUGAUUUAAUAUAAAUAUUUUAAGGGCUUUUGCUAUUUGCCUGUCACUGAACUGCCUGUAGAUUUUAAGUUAGAUAAUAAAUAUGCAUAUAUGGAGCCUGUCCGUGUUUGUCUU
Molecule: messenger RNA, 1329 nt
Organism: Notechis scutatus (mainland tiger snake)
Lineage: Eukaryota; Metazoa; Chordata; Lepidosauria; Squamata; Elapidae
Gene: RAB9A
Product: RAB9A, member RAS oncogene family
Biological process (GO): Rab protein signal transduction; retrograde transport, endosome to Golgi
Cellular component (GO): late endosome; phagocytic vesicle; lysosome
Molecular function (GO): GTPase activity; GTP binding
Source: RefSeq, a predicted model, not a curated record